Molecule: messenger RNA, 1440 nt
Organism: Paracoccidioides brasiliensis Pb18
Exons: 9
Coding region: 1-1440 (479 amino acids)
Biological process (GO): amino acid transmembrane transport
Cellular component (GO): membrane
Molecular function (GO): amino acid transmembrane transporter activity
Source: RefSeq, a predicted model, not a curated record
AUGGUCAUAUACGGGAGAAAUGAGGAGGAUGGUUGUCUCAAGAUCGCAGAGAAAGAUGGCUUCACUUCACCCAAUCAUGCCACAACGACGACCGACUCUUCUGCUCAACCUGACACAAAUAACUUCACCGCACCCCUGCACCGGAAACUCAAGUCCCGACACCUGCAGAUGAUCGCCAUCGGAGGUAUUAUCGGGCCGGGUCUGUUAGUCGGUUCAGGCAACGCAUUGCACCUAGGUGGUCCGGCCGGAAUUUUGAUCAGCUUCUCACUUGUUGGAAUCAUUAUCUUCUUUGUCAUGCAAUCACUUGGGGAACUAGCAACCGCAAUCCCCGUUACUGGGUCGUUUACUGAAUAUUCAUCUCGAUUCGUUGACGAUUCUCUGGGUUUUGCCCUGGGAUGGGCAUACUGGUAUCUUUGGGUCACGGUCCUGGCAAAUGAAUACAAUGCCUUAUCCCUUGUCAUGGGAUUCUGGACGGAUGUUGUUCCUCAAUGGGCAUGGAUUAGCAUAUUCUGGGUCAUAUUUCUUGCCAUGUCGAACUUGGGAGUAUUGGCUUACGGGGAGGUUGAAUUCUGGCUGUCGUUUUCAGGGGGUAUCGGAAAUCGCAUUAUUGGGUUUAAGUACUGGAAAGAUCCCGGUGCAUUUGCAGAUUCCAUAAACGGUGUAGCCCGUACCUUUGUCAUUGCUGGGACUCUAUAUGCAGGCACCGAAAUGGUUGGCGUCACUUCCGGCGAAUCAAGAAUGAUGUUUUUCAUCGGCAUACUGAUACCUUACAAUGAUGAACUCCUCGUGUCAGCUAAGUCAAAAACUGGCAAAUCACCCCUGACUAUAGCUUUGCAGGAUGCCAAUAUUGCCCCGGGAGCACACCUCAUCAACGCGCUAAUAGUGGUCUCGGAAAAAGCACCAGCUCUCCUUGGGAUCACGAACAAAAUGGGUGUACCCUGGGUUGCCCUUUUGUUUUCCAACGCUCUUGCAUGCAUUGCAUUCAUAUCAGUAUCGUCAAGCGCUGGAAAGCUAUAUGAAGCUCUGAUUACCCUCUCUGGUGUCGCGUCCUUUAUUGUCUGGACCGCAAUUGGAAUUACACACAUCCGCUUUCGCAAAGCACUUGCAGCACAGGGCGAGGACCCAUCUACACUCCCAUUUAAAGCAGCGUUCUACCCAUAUGGCACCUACAUAUCUGUCGCAGCCAACGUAUUUCUCUUGUUUUUCCAAGGGUACCCAGCGUUCCUCAACCCGUUCAGCGCAGAGGAUUUUGUAAUUAACUACAUCUUACUCCCGGUGUUCGUUGGCUUCGUCGUGUUCUGGAAGUUUUACAAGAAGACAAAGUGGGUCAAGGUUGAGGAAAUGGAUAUCUGGAGCGGCAGGAGGGAUUACGGGGAAGCCGAAUUGGCCAUUAAGAGAAAAGCGCUGUUGACCAGGGUGAAGAAUGUGGUUGUAGGCUGA